UAAUAACUUCAAGUCUGGUGGCUUCAGGGCAGGUUUUUUUACCAAAUCAUAUCUUGGCGGCGUUUACGAUGCAUGUUGCAACUCUGAGAUUAGUCCUCUGCCUUUUGGUUUGCUCCGAUGUAUGGCCAGCCAGCAGCGAAAAACCCCAAAUUGAUUCAAUAGUUCAAUCGGAGUUAGCGCGCAAAGCCCGUGAAAUCAGGCAACAUCGUCGAGUCCGUCAAACGGGUCAACAAGAAACCACAUGCAGAUACAAAAUCGCCCUCCUAGAUUUUCCUCCUUACAUAAUGAACCAAACUACUCAGGGAGGAUUUAUGAAUACUACCCUAACAUGGUUUGUGGACAUGGCUUGCUUUGGCAGAGAAGCAAGCGAUCCCAUUGCUUGCAUAAUGGAGCCAGUAUUUGUUCAAACUCAAGAUGAGAUGGUGAAGUUGAUUAAAAAUAACUCGGUUGAUUUUGGAUUUCCAAUUCUAUCGGAUGCAAGGCAAAAACUUACGGGUCUAAAAAGUGUGACACUCAUCCGGGCAUUCGUAUCAUCCGGGUGUUCAAUGAUCGUGAACUUAAAGCAGUGCGAAGCAGAAUCACGGGAACAGUUAUUGACCUCCAUUACGUCACAAUGGCCAAUACUGGCUUGUAUCAUAUUGCUGUCAGGGAUAUCUGGCGUGAUUAUUUGGCUCUUGGAACACCGCUCAAACGCAGCUCACUUUUCACCCUCGUUCACGUUAGGCUCACCUGAUGGCUUUUGGUGGGCAGUGGUAUCACUUACAACAGUAGGGUAA
Molecule: messenger RNA, 776 nt
Organism: Stylophora pistillata
Lineage: Eukaryota; Metazoa; Cnidaria; Anthozoa; Scleractinia; Pocilloporidae
Biological process (GO): potassium ion transmembrane transport; action potential
Cellular component (GO): membrane; voltage-gated potassium channel complex
Molecular function (GO): delayed rectifier potassium channel activity
Source: RefSeq, a predicted model, not a curated record